Molecule: messenger RNA, 2229 nt
Organism: Kwoniella shivajii
Lineage: Eukaryota; Fungi; Basidiomycota; Tremellomycetes; Tremellales; Cryptococcaceae
Exons: 13
Coding region: 1-2229 (742 amino acids)
Cellular component (GO): cytoplasm
Molecular function (GO): phosphoprotein phosphatase activity
Source: RefSeq, a predicted model, not a curated record
AUGGCAAGAAUACGACCAGAUUAUCAUAGACAUUACAAACCACCACCUUUUCUGUAUUUACGUUCAUUCUUACCUAUAAUCUCAUUGAUACUUUUAUUCAGUUUUGGAUUAGUAUCAUAUUCGUUGUUGGGUCAUUACAAGUCGCCUGCGUAUAAGCAGCAAUUGGGAUGGCAAAGUUGGGAUAUUGUUGAAAUCUCUUCUUCUUCUUCUUCGCAGACAGAUGGGGGUGAAGAUGGUAUUUUAGAUAAUGAUGGAGGUAAUGGAGGCAAUGGUUCCGAAUGGGGUGCCAGUAUUCCAUUAGAUAAUUGGGAUCCAUUGGCUUUGCAUACAACUGGCAUAACUGAAAUAGCUGUGAAACCAUGUUAUUUCCCACCAUAUUUAUUUCCAUCUUAUUGCGCACCUGAAACCACACCCGAACUGGACAAGUUGAAAGGUAAAUGGGUUAUUGUAGAAAGAGAUUUAAAUCUGAGGACUGGGAUAUGGUACUUGAACGUGUAUUAUAGAAGAUCAAGAAGACUCGAUGUGGAUCUAAUAACAGACUUACAAAUCGUAUCUGAACCACCAGCUGAUUCACAGAAAUACGACCUCGAAUUAAGAGGUUGGAUCAAAGCAGAAGGAGAUUUACAUUCUGGAGUUUGGCCAAAACAGGAUGAAGAGAGAUUAUGGUAUAAAACCAAGAGUCAAGGAUGGGAUGAUCUAUGGCGAAAGGAUAGACUACAUAACCCUAAAAAGGAGGAAAGGACAAUUGAGCCGACUGAGAGGCAAAUUGACGAAGAGAUCAAACCCAACGACGAUAUAAUAUCGGAAGAUUCGGGCCAAACUUCUUCUGGAUCAGUAGAAGAAAUCCAAUCUGGAUCAAACGAUGAAUCGAAAAUAGUAGAAUAUGGAGAUUAUAUAACUGAAAUAGAUAUAAUAUAUGGGAAUGAUGAUCCCUUUUUUGGGUUCCAAAGGAUCACAGGAGGCAAAGUCACCGAAGGUCAAAAAGGUAGAUGGGAAGGCGUUUCUAUAACGGUUAGAAAAGGAAAUCCGAUGCCGCCCAGAGCCAGUGUCCCGAAAUUCCACUCAGAUGGCUCAUUCAAAAUAAUGCAAAUCGCCGACCUGCAUUACUCUGUGGGAAACGGUGAAUGCAGAGACACCGAUAAAUACCCGUGUACAGGAGAUUCAGAUACGGCCGCAUGGUUGGGACAAGCUUUAGACGAGGAGAAACCUGAUUUAGUGGUCUUCUCGGGAGACCAGUUGAACGGACAAGAAACAAGCUACGAUUCAAGAUCUGUUUUAGCAAAAUUCGCAAAACCUGUUAUUCAGAGACAGAUUCCUUGGGCAGCGAUAUUUGGUAAUCACGACAGUGAGAUUGUCGAAGAUCGGGCUGCGCAGAUGAGAAAUAUGCAACAUAUGCCUUAUUCUUUGGCUAGGCCGGGUCCCAAGAGUGUUGAUGGAGUAGGAAACUAUUAUAUCAAGCUUCACUCGCCUGACGCCUCAAACAUACAUGUCUUCACCCUUUACUUCCUUGAUUCACAUUCCUACCAGAAGAAAACCCUUCCUUGGCGGAAAGCGGAUUACGAUUAUCUGAAAACUUCUCAGAUAGAUUGGUAUCUCAAUGUCUCAUCAUCCAUCAAACCCAUUUCGAGACCUUUUCAACCUGACGGUACAUCCGAUCUGGGUGAUAUAUGGAGAAAAUCAAGCCCGUCACGCCUGGAAAGACAAGAUAAGACAUUAGCUAAACCAAAUGCGAUGAUGUGGUUCCAUAUCCCACUGCCUGAAGCGUACAUGGAAGCUGAUAAACCAGAAUUCUUGGAUGAAGCUGAAUUGGAAAAGUUGGACGUGGGUAAGAUGAUGGACGGUCAAGGUAAUUCCAAACAUAAUUCGGGAUUCUUUUACAAUGCGAUCAAAGCUGCUCAUGAAAUUGAUGAGUCUCCUGAAGAUGUAGAAAUGGAUAUUUGGGGAGAGAGUAAGAACAGUAAAGCAGAAGUGAAAGUUUUGAGCCACGGUCAUUGUCAUAAUACCGAUAGAUGUAGGAGGAGUGAUGGUAUUUGGUCAUGUUUCGAUGGAGGUUCAUCUUAUUCUGGAUAUGGUCAAUUAGGGUUCGAUAGAAGAGUUCGAAUAUAUAAUAUCACGCAAUUCGGUGAGAAGAUUCAAACGUAUAAAAGGUCAACGAAUGGUGAUAUCAUAGAUGAUCAGAUUUUGGUUGGAGAAGGUGCGGUAUCUGGAUGGGGUGAAGAUCAAGGAUGA